CUGAGCAGUUUAACGCAGCGCCGAUCCACACGGACGUGGGCAUUACGCCCGGCGCACAGCAAAUCGACGACCACGUGUACCGGAGAAAGUGAAAACGACCAGACAGAGCCAAGACCAUUCGGCCUGAGUGGCUGGGAAUGUGUUUGUUUUUUCAUCCCCAUUCGACGACGAUCAUCAGUUUUUUUUCUUCGUUAUACCAAGGAAAAAAAAAACAAUUUAUCCUGCGUAGUAGUGAAGCUCAGGGUGUGUGUGUGAUUUCGUGUUUUUCGCCAAAUUGGAUUUGGGGAAAAGUGGCGAUCAUAGAUAAAGAAUCACUUUCGUCUACUGUUAUCAGCGCUGUCAUUUUCUUUUUUUGCCACGCUUUAUCUCGGAAUCGGCGAAUAGUGUUUUACAUCAAUAAAUAUAUACGUGCGUCUUAACUGCUCGUGCGAUAAAACAUUCAAUGUCAGUACAUCGUGCAGAAAACUCCUCGAAAUUAUCGGAAAUGUAUCCUGAAAUCACUUGUCACACCGCGAGCAAGUUGAAGCUUAAAGAUCAUUGCGACUUGUGAUUCGCGCACAAAGGACUGCCGUGCACAAAGGACUAAUCGCAAGACAGCAGGCGCAUCGUCAAGUCGCAACGAUUCGUUUGAUGAACGGUAAAAAAUCGACACGAUCGCGGCCAAAUCCAUCACCUCGGGCAUCGAGCGCGCGAUGCUCGGAGGCCCUCGCGUGAGUAGUGGCGCUCGGCAGCGCGAAGCAGCAGCAGCAGCGGCAUUCUCCACAUCGUUAUCCAAGUCGGCGACGACGCGAGAACGACCCACAACGGUAAAGGACCUACUGCGAGCGAGGGCGCAAGUCCGCGCCGCCGCCACCACCGCCACCACCACCACCGCCGCCGACGCCGCCGCCACCACCACCACCACCACCGCCACCACCGCCACCACCACCGCCGCCACCACCACCGCCACCACCGCCACCGCCACCACCACCACUGGCGGAGCAGCAGCGGCUCUAUUGAGAGUAGAAGCACUAGCGCCCGAGAGAAUUGUAUCAUUCUGGCCGAUCCAAGGCGGACUAUCGCACGCGGUCGGCGCAUCAUGUCACGAGGUUGGGACAAGUUGAACGGGGGACCAGGUGGAGGCCACACCUCGGCUGCUGCGCUACGAGACUGCUCAUAAGCACCGACGACCAAGAGAGAGAAGAGAGAGAGAGAGAGAGAGAGAGAGAGAGGACUGUCCGUUUAGUUGCUUUCUUUUCCCUUUGAAUCUCGUUGCCCGAGGACGCAAGCGACCGGAUCGGGAAUUCACGCGAUCGAUCCACCACGCGCUUCCAAAGCGACGGCCUUAUUGCUGGCCUGGCCAGCUACUAU
This is a messenger RNA of Phymastichus coffea, 1350 nucleotides long. RefSeq names its product spore coat protein SP96-like. The coding region runs from base 693 to 1103 and encodes 136 amino acids. The transcript has 2 exons. The record is from RefSeq and is a predicted model, not a curated record. Lineage: Eukaryota; Metazoa; Arthropoda; Insecta; Hymenoptera; Eulophidae.